CUAUAUAAAGUGACUGAGGGCAGUGAAGAGAGAUCAACCAAGGCAUCUCUCAGACUCACACAUCUCUACAGAGCACACAGCACAGACAUGUCUGCAGUCCCUGUCAUCAGAAUCCUGCCCAUUGGGUUCCUGGCUAACCUGCUGCUCUUCUCCCUCAUCUCGCCCUCUGUGUGCGUGGAGUUCACGGAGGAAACUGGCAAACUAGGCAAAAUCAACGUGCUUCAGAGAGCAGGGAAUCAGUGGGCAAUUGGACACUUCAUGGGUAAGAAGAGCCUGCAGGACACGUACAGAUUAAGAGAACAAGAUAUGGAAGGGGCAGCCAUCUUUCCACCACGCUCUAUGGAGAGCAUGAGAGCCACUCUACUACAAGAGCAGCGCAGAGCACUGUCACCCAGCCAGAUGCAAGGAGCACAGCGGAUACUUAAGAAGAUUCUGGAGCAGUAUUUUAACAUGUCCCGGAAGUAAAGAAGAUAUUUAUUUUCCUGUACAUAAAAUAAAUAUAUAUAUAUAUUUGUGCCUGAGAUACCAACAUUUGUUUCAGACAUUCCAAAGGUUAUUGUUUACAAAUAAAAAAGAAAAUACUAAUGAAAAUGGGAGUGUUUUCAUUCAGAAAAUGAGGUUAAUUUCUUCAUGUUAAAGUUAGACUGUCGUCCUAAGAUUAUGUAUUAAGUAUUUUUCUGCCAUUUUACACAGUGUUCUUAGAAAACCUAUGAAUAAAGGACAUUCUUUGCACAGAAAAAGUAUAAUAUUACUGUUUGUCUAUUGACAUCAUAAGUCAUAGUCUAAU
This is a messenger RNA of Nanorana parkeri, 787 nucleotides long. RefSeq names its product bombesin-like. Gene Ontology annotation, molecular function: neuropeptide hormone activity. The transcript has 3 exons. Lineage: Eukaryota; Metazoa; Chordata; Amphibia; Anura; Dicroglossidae. The coding region runs from base 88 to 465 and encodes 125 amino acids. The record is from RefSeq and is a predicted model, not a curated record. Gene Ontology annotation, biological process: neuropeptide signaling pathway.